UUUAUCUAACCUCUUGUCUCUCAAUGUAAAUGUAUAUUGAAUUGACCCAGUUGGCUAAAAAUAAUUUAGAAAAUGCACUUUUGACACAGGCAGUGUAUAUCCUAGGCCCAGGGCUGUCUCUGGGCCUACACUUUGCACCUUUUUAAAUACGGAACUCUCAAUAAAUCCUGAUCAGAUUAAUCAAUAUAAUCGUACAAAUCAUGUUAGGGAGCAAUUUCCCAAAUGGGUUUUUAAGUUGGUGUUGAGCAGCAUGUUCUCAAUGACAGAUAAUCCUAAAUGUGAUAAGAGAUCCUGAAUACAGAAGCUAUUUAACUAGGAUCAGACAUAAUAAAAUCAAGCUAUGGCGUUUGGGCUCUGAUUGAGAUGGGAUACAGACAGCAAAGGACCUUUUUUUCUGUAGUUUCUUGGUCAUAUCGUGGAGAGCGUGCGUUUUAAAUUAAGUACCAUGGACAGCACCACUGCCGUCGGCACACCUUGGCGCUUCGGCCCGACUUUGAACUCUACUUCUCCGGGAUUCAAAUCUAGUACUGUGGCGCCAACGAUUUUUCCACGGGCAGGCUACAGCAUCCUCUCCUAUCUCAUGUUCAUUAAUGCCAUUUUCUCUGUUUUUAACAAUACUCUGGUAAUAACGGUGUUGGUGAAGAAUCGUCCUCUCCUAAACCCAAUGAAUGUGAUUAUCCUCAGUUUAGCCGUGUCUGAUUUGAUGAUAGCCUUGUGCGGUUCGUCGAUAGUCACCAUUACCAACUAUCAUGGUUCAUUCUUUCUUGGCGACGAGUUCUGCAUCUUUCAAGGAUUUGCUGUCAACUAUUUCGGUCUGGUGUCUAUGUGCACGUUAACACUGCUGGCGUAUGAGCGCUACAUCGUGGUGUGUAAGCCCAUGGCAGGCUUCAAGAUGAACGUACGUCGGAGCUUUCAGGGGCUCCUGGGGGUCUGGCUGUUCUGUUUGUUCUGGGCCGUGCCCCCACUGCUGGGUUGGAGCUCCUAUGGACCCGAGGGCGUCCAGACCUCCUGCUCUCUGGGCUGGGAGGAGAGGUCCUGGAGUAACUAUAGUUACCUGAUCCUGUACACGCUGUUCUGCUUCCUCCUGCCUGUCGCAAUCAUCAUCUACUGUUACGCCAAUGUCCUGACCUCCAUGAGACGGCUUAACCGUAGUACGGAGUUGCAGGGCGGUCAUCCCUGUCUGCAGGACAACGAGCGGGCGGUAAGGAUAGUGCUGGCCAUGAUCGGGGCCUUCUUUGUCUGCUGGCUGCCCUACACAGCCCUGUCCGUGGUGGUUGUGGUGGACCCAGAGCUCCACAUCCCUCCCCUGGUGGCUACCAUGCCUAUGUACUUCGCCAAGACCAGUCCUGUCUACAACCCCAUAAUCUACUUCCUAAGCAACAGGCAGUUCCGUGAUGCCACUCUGGAAGUCCUCUCCUGUGGGCGCUACAUUUCCCACGACCCGGCCACCGACACCGUCCCCAUGCGCUCCAUGACCCUGAGGACCACGGUGGGCAGAAAAAAACAAGGGAUCAGUGCACACAGCAGGGUGCUUCCUCUGUGA
Molecule: messenger RNA, 1543 nt
Organism: Oncorhynchus keta (chum salmon)
Lineage: Eukaryota; Metazoa; Chordata; Actinopteri; Salmoniformes; Salmonidae
Gene: parietopsin
Product: parietopsin
Exons: 5
Coding region: 446-1543 (365 amino acids)
Biological process (GO): G protein-coupled receptor signaling pathway; visual perception
Cellular component (GO): membrane; photoreceptor outer segment
Molecular function (GO): G protein-coupled receptor activity
Source: RefSeq, a predicted model, not a curated record